AAUAGCUUCUGUCAACAGAAGAAAUUAGUUUAAUUUGGAAUAAUCAGAAAUUGUCUUCAUAUUCUGAAAGGAACAAAAAGACUUAAAAAUCUGAAUUGUUUGAAAAGAACUUGUAAAGAUUGUGUUUCUUACUGGUACCUCUGCUGUCUUGCUCAUGCUCCAGAACCUUUUGUAUGUGUCUUUUGUUUUGUGAUUUCACAGUUCUGGGUUUGACAUUACAAUUGCCUCCAUGGUGAUGGGCACAAAUGUUCUGUGCUGAAUUGUGUUAGUGGUGGAAAGCAGCAAACACACUGAAUGAAAGAUGAGCUGCUUCCUUUUCUGUCCUUGUCUCCUGCCAGCCAGCUCAUUGUGGUGAGGGAAAGGGGAGAUGAACGAAGACGGUGCUGUGUCUGUUAGCAUACAAUCCAGCAUUUCGCAAGGACUGAACUGCAGCUACAGAGGCAACAAGUGACUCCUUAAAGAUGCCACAAAGCUACAGAAAGUAAAGGGGACCUUGGAGAAGAUGAGGAAGUGAGAAUGUUUCUCCCAAGGACAAGAAACAGGAACAAUUAUGGGUCAGAGAUGUGACUGUAGGAUGACAACUCCAUCAUCGCUCACUUGAUGUUCUCUCUUCCUGCUGGAGGUGGGCUCUGAAAUAGGUACCAAUCAGAGAGGAACCUAUCAGUUGUGACUGGAAAUGAUGGAGCUAGUGUGCUUUGGAAGUCACUUGGGAAUAGAAGACUCCAAGUCCCGACCUGGUGAGAUUGCACAAGUGUGGGUCUCAGCCUCCCUGGGUCCUAAGGGUCCUUAAUGGCUGUUGAAACUCAGAUAAAAGCUGCAGAAGAGCUGUUGGGAAAAACCACUUGACUGGUCACCCAGAAGCUUAAGGAAAAGUGGCUUUCUGCAAAUAACUGAUAAAACUGCCUUUAGAAGCACUUCCCAGGCCCUCAUGGAAUAGCUGGAAUUUGUACUACCAAGGCUUUCUUGCUUGCUGGUUACUCGGAGUGGUUGUCGCCAUGGCCAGCAAAAGGAAGUCCACUACCCCAUGUAUGAUCCCGGUUAAGACCAUGGUGCUGCCGGGUGCCAGCACAGAGGCUCAGCCUGUGGAGCCUCUACCUGAAGGUCCCCAGCAAGAUCUUCCCUCAGAAGCACCUGAUGCCAGCAGUGAGGCAGCCCCAAACCCCAGCAGCACUGAUGGCUCUGCCCUGGCAAAUGGGCACCGGAGCACUUUGGAUGGCUAUGUAUAUUCCUGUAAGGAGUGUGAUUUUAGGUCCCAGGACAUGACCCACUUUGUAGGACAUAUGAACUCAGAGCACACGGACUUUAAUAAAGACCCAAAUUUUGUAUGUACAGGGUGCAGUUUCCUGGCAAAAACCCCUGAAGGGCUUUCCCUCCAUAAUGCCAAGUGUCACUCAGGGGAAGCCAGCUUUUUGUGGAAUGUGACCAAGCCAGACAAUCAUGUAGUAGUGGAGCAGAGUGUCCCUGAGAAUGCUAGCUCAUCUGUCCUAGCAAGUGAGUUUACUACUACUGAAGGGACUGAAAUCAUCAUUACCAAGACUCCAAUCAUGAAGAUAAUGAAAGGCAAAGCUGAAGCCAAAAAAAUCCAUAUGAUUAAAGAGAAUGCUCCUAAUCAGCCUGGGAGUGAGGCCUUGCCUAAGCCAUUGGCAGGGGAGAUAGAAGUUAAAGAGGGGGAGCACACUUUCACCAAUGGGGCAGCUCCAGUCAGUCAGGCAUCUGCUAAUUCCACAAAACCCCCUCAUGCUGCCAAUGGGCCCCUGAUAGGAACAGUGCCUGUAUUGCCAGCUGGUAUAGCACAGUUCCUCUCCCUCCAGCAGCAGCCCCCAGUACAUGCCCAACAUCAUACCCACCAACCCCUGCCUACAUCCAAGGCCCUUCCAAAAGUCAUGAUCCCCCUGAGCAGCAUCCCGACAUACAAUGCAGCUAUGGACUCCAACAGCUUUCUGAAGAACUCCUUCCACAAAUUCCCCUACCCAACCAAAGCUGAGCUCUGCUAUUUGACUGUGGUGACCAAGUAUCCAGAAGAACAGCUUAAGAUCUGGUUCACAGCCCAGAGGCUGAAGCAGGGAAUCAGCUGGUCUCCCGAGGAGAUUGAAGAUGCCAGGAAAAAGAUGUUCAAUACAGUCAUCCAGUCUGUGCCCCAGCCCACAAUCACAGUUCUAAACACCCCCCUUGUUGCCAGUGCUGGCAAUGUACAGCACCUCAUCCAGGCUGCUCUCCCGGGUCAUGCUGUGGGACAGCCUGAGGGUACAGCAGGGGGCCUGCUGGUCACUCAACCAUUGAUGGCCAAUGGGUUACAAGCAUCAAGCUCAUCUCUCCCUCUGACAACUGCAUCUGUUCCCAAGCCAACAGUGGCACCCAUCAACACUGUGUGUUCAAAUACAGGAUCAGCUGUGAAGGUUGUCAAUGCAGCCCAGUCACUCCUCACAGCAUGCCCCAGCAUAACUUCCCAAGCUUUCCUUGAUGCAAACAUCUACAAAAAUAAGAAGUCUCAUGAACAGCUGUCGGCUCUGAAAGGAAGCUUCUGUCGGAACCAGUUUCCUGGGCAGAGUGAAGUGGAGCAUCUGACCAAAGUGACAGGCCUCAGUACCAGAGAGGUGCGGAAGUGGUUCAGUGACCGGAGAUACCACUGCCGUAACCUGAAGGGCUCCAGGGCCAUGAUGCCCGGAGAGCAUGGCUCUGUUCUCAUUGACUCUGUGCCAGAGGUGCCCUUUCCCCUGUCAUCUAAAGUUCCAGAGGCGACCUGUAUCCCAACAGCAACCUCACUAGUAAGCCACCCGGCCACCAAACGACAAUCUUGGCACCAGACUCCAGACUUCACACCAACCAAAUACAAAGAGAGAGCCCCAGAGCAACUGCGAGUCCUGGAGAACAGCUUUGCACAAAACCCACUUCCUCCCGAGGAGGAGCUGGACCGCCUAAGAAGUGAAACGAAAAUGACCCGAAGGGAAAUUGAUGGCUGGUUCUCAGAGAGACGGAAAAAGAUGAAUGCUGAGGAGACAAAGAAGGCUGAUGGGCACAUGCCUAAGGAGGAAGAGGAGGGUGCUGAGCAAGAGGGUAGAGAUGAAGAGUUGGCCAGUGAGCUGAGGAUUCCUGGUGAAAAUGGCUCUCCUGAAAUGUUUUUUAGCCAUACCUUAGCAGAACGGAAGGUCAGCCCCAUCAAAAUAAACCUCAAGAACCUGCGGGUUACUGAAGCCAGUGGCAAGAGUGAGUUUCCAGGGAUGGGUGUCUGUGAGCCUGAGGAAGAUGGUUUGAACAAGUUGGUAGAACAGCCCCCAAGCAAAAUAAGCUACAAAAAGACCGCACAGCAGCGUCACUUGCUUCGGCAGCUCUUUGUCCAAACACAAUGGCCAAGCAACCAGGACUAUGACUCCAUCAUGACCCAAACAGGGCUGCCCCGGCCAGAGGUGGUACGCUGGUUUGGAGAUAGCAGGUAUGCCCUUAAGAAUGGCCAGCUCAAGUGGUACGAAGACUAUAAGAGGGGCAACUUCCCACCAGGUUUGCUGGUCAUAGCCCCUGGCAACCGAGAGCUGCUGCAAGAUUAUUACAUGACACACAAGAUGUUGUGUGAGGAGGACCUGCAGACCCUCUGUGACAAGACCCAGAUGAGUGCCCAGCAGGUCAAGCAGUGGUUUGCUGAGAAAAUGGGUGAAGAGACCCGGGCUGUGGCAGAUACAAGCACUGAGGACCAGGGCCCUGGAAAUGGAGAGCCUGUGGCAGUUCACAAGGUGCUGGGUGAUGCCUAUUCAGAGCUGUCUGAGAACAGUGAAUCAUGGGAGCCAAGUGUUCCUGAGGCCAGCUCAGAGCCCUUUGACACUUCAAGUCCCCAGUCUGGACGUCAACUCGGAAAAGGAGAUUUCCAAAUAUGAUGGUUGGGAGGAGAGUUGCCACCAGUGAGCACCUGCAGAGACAGACUGAAUUUGAUCAGAUUACUGAAGGACCGGCCAGUCUGGGAUGCUGUCUGCCAUGUGGAAGGGCCAAACCUGCCACAUAUCAUCUUGAUGGCCUGCUGCCAGGCACCAGGAGAGCCUCUGGAGCCCAGAACCUACCGCUGCCCCAACCACCUUCCGCCUGACACUUCUAAGCAAGUAGCAAUGGUUUCUCAUCAGCCCAUCCUCCCACAGGGAAGGGCCUUUCCUUGGCCUCCCAGGGACAAAGCAGUUCAAAUUGCAUAUACCUAGACCCAGAAUCAAGUUGUUAGCAUAUACAGCUGCCUAUAUUCAUUUAAUAAAGCAUCCUACUACGGCAUUUUCAAUACAUAGGAACUUGGGUUACCAAAGCAGUAGAGCUCUGACAAUGCCAUGUCUGUUCUCUGGGAAGCUGAGACCACAGGGACCCUCAUCCUCUACAACAGCGGGAGUCAUAGUCACAGGCAUGCUCAGAACUGCACCAGGCCUGGCCCUACUUGUCUUCUCAAGGGAACAGAUUGAUGGAAGAGAUCUCUGCAUCCCUGAUUGGAGGCCAGCCACGUUCUAUGCCAGGUUUGUCUUGUGUUCUGAUUGACACAGAGCCCACUGUUACCCUCAGUUCUGAACACAACCAGGCUAUGACAUUACCAUUGGAUGCUAACCACUCUCUUUAGUUAACUGUAAUUCUGCUUUUUUUGUGGAGUUUGAAUCAUGGACCAACUUCUCCAUUACCAGAUCAACUAAAGAAACCAUUGUUGUAAAGCCCAAUCUACUGACCUGUAUGCUCCCUUCAGCCCUUCAAUUUAGACUCCUUUAGAACAAAAGGAAAGUGGUCAAAGUAGAGCCAGCCUCCUGCAGGUCAGAAGGAAGUACAUGGUGACUAGGAGGAAGAAUGAGGCUGAAGGGCUUGGGAGAUCUCAAGUGACUAGACCUAGAGUGGUCUUGAACACAAAGACCUGCAGGCAAAAUACCUGUCACACACCAAGGGCCCUGGCCAGCUACUGGUUUCAUGAUCCAGAGGUGCUGGACAUCACUGGACAGAUUCCUGUGAGGGUGUUUUUAAAGUUCCACAUUUAUAUUCCCAACCUGAGAAACAAGUACUCUAUCUACUUUUGCCUAAGCCUCAUGUCUUUCUAAUUAAAAUCAUGAGAAAUGGUGCCUUUAAAACAAUGGAAAACUUGCUUAGGGGGCUGUACUAAACAUUAAAGCCCCAGUCUCUCCUAGGCUGGCUUCUCUGAGAGCAGUAGACAAAGCAGGGCAGGGGAGGGGAGGGAAAGAUGACAAAAAGGAUGUGUCAUCCAUGGCCCCACUUACCUCUUGGAGACUAGAUCAAGAAACCCACAAGCAGGGCAAGAGCUUUGACUAAGAAGCAGUGCUCAACCUCUAGGUGUUUUCCCUCCCUCCCUCCCAGGGGAGGGGAACAGUCCGAGGAUGAACAUGGUGGCCUUCAGCCUUUUAGGAAAGAGGGCUUUCUUUGUAACCCAGGGCCCUGGAACCAUUAUGUUUCUCCUGUCCUUCCUGUUCCCAUAGGGAUGGCCUCACAUUUGAUUGGGGUUUUUUAUUUUGUUUUAUUUUCUUUUUUUUUUGACUACUUGGCAAGUUUUGCAACCUAUUUUUGUAUCCUUUCUGUUUGGGGAGGGAAGCUAUUUGGCCCCAAACCUUAAGGAAUUGGAAAGAAUGAAUGGUGAGUGAUUGUUUUUCUUCAGAGAACAGAUGCUUGAACGUUUUCCUUUAGUGCUUGUAUAUGUGCAGAUUUCCAUAUCCAUAUAUAUACAGGACAUACUUAUUUGAUACUUUAUUCAUAAAAAUGUACAUCUGAUGUACAUUUGAGCUUCACGUGGAUGCCCUGGGGGGAGUAGUCUGUGUGUGAAGAGACAACAGUAUACUGGGCAGCUGGAGCAGCAGAGGAAGCCAUCUCCUGUCUAAGAAAGCAUGUGUGUCUCACCUGAGCCAGGAUGCCUGCUGGGCUUCCCCUCCAGAGCCCUACUGCACUAGCUGAACAGUUGACUCUAUAAAAAUGUCUGUACAAUUUACAUGGAACAGAGACAUGAAGUUCCUUGGUGGACAUUAUGCAGGCCAGAGAGCAGCCUGGUCUCAGGCACUAGGUCGUCUUCUGGAUGGGAAGUUGCAGUGACACUGACCCAGCACACCCUCCUCAGAGCUGGUAAUGGGAAGACUGUCCAGAUAAGAACACACGAGACUAAAUGGACCUUGCUUCCUUUGCUCUUGGAUGGGGGAGGGAAAUUGUGGCUUGGACCUUGUUUGAUAGUACUGGUGAGGGAGGUGGUCAUGGAGUAGGCACUUCAGGGAAGGGCUUUGGAUACCAAGCAUGAGUGCACUAACAGAAGAGUUGGGGUGUAGGUUGGCAGCUACCAGGUCUGUGGUUACCAUGUGACAUCACAGUGGCCUUGUACAGUUGGAGGCUCAAGUUGCUCUAUGUGCCUUCAGUAGAAGGCUGGCUGUGGCUGCUGCGGUGGCAUGGAAUGUGCUUCUUUCUCUGUGAGAAGGUGAGUCUUGCCCUCUCUUCUGCACUCACCAGGGCUUACCAGAUGGAGUACAUUCUAAGUGGGUUUUGUUGCUGGUCUUGUAUGUUGAUUUUCUCUACUCAUAUAUGUCAGUUCAGUUAUAAAUCAGAACCAAUUCUAACAGAAACCUAAACUUACACAUAAAGCCUUGCAUAUUAUUUGUAACUUUUUGAUCAGAGAUUUUUUUUUUUCUUUUGAGAGUUGGGUGUGUUAGUGUUGGGAGUCCUUUCCCUAGAUGGCUUUGAGAUCUACUAAUGACUGUCCUUGCACUUUUCUAUUGGCUGAGUGACAGCAGCUGCCAGGUGAACAAAAUACCUUAGCCAGAGGGCACCCUUCCCUCUGCAAGCACAAGGAGUUGGGUGGGACCUGGUAGGCAGCUACCUGUAUCCUCCAAUCUGUCCCCAGCUGGCCUUGGGUAUGUGCUACCAGGAAGCUCAGCUGCACUCUCCAGACCCAGAUGGCUCUCUGUCAGUAGCUGUGUCCCUUCCUCCCUGCUAGCCGUAGGACAUCUGUCUUCUCCAGAGAGCCUUCUGUGGAGGGCAGGGGUGUGAGAGCACCUUUCUGGUUGGAGACUCCUUGUCCUCUAGGUGACUGUUGAGCUGUCCCUGUCUCGAGCCAUUGCCUUUUGUCUUCCUAGUCUCUACAUGGACCAAAAUCACCAGCCUGGAGUAGCUCAGUCAGUGCCGCUGUCACAGCACAAGUGUAUAAAGGCACUUUCUGGGAAACUAGCCAAGAAAAUCCUAAAACAAAACUUAGAAUUUGUUUCUACUAAAGCCACUUUGCAGGUGAACUUAUAUCAUAUUCAUUUGCAAGGUUCAGUUUUCUGCAGUAGUCUUCUAGAUACAUAAAGGUCUUUUAGUCAGCUCAUCCUGGCCAAAGUUUGGCAUGCUGCCUGGUUUUUCUUAUACCAGACUGAAGCCUUCUCUCUAGCAGCCCUGAUUUAGCUUCAUCUUCUCCCUUAGAGCACAGUUCACCACCAUCCUGCCCAAACCUUUAGGAGGUGAUUUCCAUGUGUUACAUAGCACUGAAGCCCACAGGCCUUUCUAAGCACAGGUCUCCCCAGACUUCAACCUGAAUUAUCCACACUGCAGUUUCUUCUGCCUUGGUUCAGUGGAGUAGGUAGGUUACUGAGCUCUAUACUCCAGGCUAGUAAGGCUGUUGAGGGGCCUUCAGUGGAAUGGAUGGGUUUAGUUUUGACUGAGUGAUGACAGAACUGACAAUCAUUCUGUCUGCUGUUUACAUCACCCCCUAGCUUACUAGCUAGGAAUCCAAAAGGAACGGGGUCCUGAGAGUCUAUUUCUGCUGGAGUCUGUGUUCCCUUGUGCCUGGCCACUAGGGAUGGCUGGCAUCUCAGUAGUGGCAAGCCCAUUAAUGUACUCGAGUCCAGAACCUGUACUUAGUUGUGGAGUGAAAGCAGUUCAGAGGGUGAAUGGUCCUAGGACUGAGAGCCUGCUUUGUUCUAAGUGCUUGUUAACACUAGCCAGCAGUCCUAUGAACUUAGUCCUCUAGACUGGAAAACCAAUACAGGCUUUUCUAGUUCAGAGUCUAGCAGGAACACCUCUUCCCAACUCCCUAAAGUCUGGAGCAGGGGUGUAAAUCCAGAGAGUACACUUGGGCUGGCUACUACAGACUAAGGCAGACUCCGGUUGCUACAAGAAGAGGUAGGCAACCGCUUCCUUGGUUUUUCAGUGUUACAGAUGCAGGACUGGAUGGAUUCGGUGUAGUUACUACUCUGUUGUCUCUUCUCUCUUUGAGGCAUACCUUGCUGCUACUCAGGCAGGAAGCAGGCAGAGCAGAGGGAGAACAGCUAUUUGGCAGGGACUGUGCUACAUGGUGUCUUCCUGCUGUUUACAAGGGUGUGCAGAUGGCAAGUCAGAAUACCUGAGAGGGGCCUGCACAACCGGCUAUCAGUGCCACUUCUGUCAAGAGACUGGCAUACUGUGCCCACAGAUGGGCACCUGCAUAUUAACAGCUUUUCUUGAUCUAUGCCUUUUGACAUGUGGUCCCUUUCGUGGAAAGUGGGUGAUUCAGAAUUAUUCAGAACUUGAGUUGAAGGUAAAAUGCCUAGGAUAAAGCCUGUUCAGACACUGAACAUAAAAAGGCCUGCCAGUGUUCUGUUCUUCCUCAAGCAAGUACCAGAAGAGACAUGUCCAGUGAGUGAAAGUCUAUUAUGUGAUCCUGCUAAUAUUUAGUGCUUCAGAAAGAUCUUGUCCCUAGCUCCUGUCCACACAUCUUGGUCUCGUUCUUGUAGCCCCGUAUGAGAAGGCUGGCUGCAGUGAGAGUUAACACCCAUUCCUUAGCAGGGUUCCAGCACAAGUGAGGUUGCUCUGUGAAACUGGGCGGUCACUCAGGGCACUGGUCUCCCCAUGCUUCUGAGUAGCUAGCUUUGUUCAGCUUUGCCAGGAAGGUCAGACUGUGUCAUAAUUGUUAUUAAACAGAGAAAAUGAGCCAACCUUUUCUCUGGCCCCUGCUGACUAUUGUUCUUUGAGUUGUCCUGACAUAGCCCUUGGGGAAACUGGAGAGGCAGCCAAAGAUCUGCAAGUGUCCUUGCUGACAUUGUCUUGGUUCCUGGUCCCCAGCACCUGCUCUUGUUCUGAUCUCAGUGUGGACAACUUUGUUUUCAGGGGGCCCGACUGCUGAGAAGUACUGCUGGGGGUGAUUUGAACAGUCUGCCUUUGGUGUGCUUCCUGUCUCCUCAGAACAGCUGAAGCGACCAUCCUGGUGCUAAGUGAAGGUCACCUGCUACUGCUUAGUCAGCUGUGAGAGCAAACUAAGAAAUAGCAUAUUCUGUCACAUAGACAUUUGUAGAGAGGGUAUUUCCUGUGUGGCCCCGGCUGGCCUCCUACCUGCCUGGUCUACUCACUGUGUAGACCAGGCUGGCCUAAGACUUGGGUGCUUUUCCUGCCUCUACCUCCCAAGCACUGAGUUACAGGCAUGGGCCACACCUGGCUGGAGUGUAGGGAAUCCUUCACCCUGGGAAACAUUUGAAAAGACAGACAGCCUUUGCUUUUGGUGUGGGUUGUGUGUGGUGGGAGGUACGACGAUGACCUCUUCUGUCUGAGUCUCUGGGCCUCCUAAGGUCCCCCAUGGGGAUGCUGCUAUUUCCAAGAUGCAAAUUGCACAUUUCCUAGAUUUUGUAUCUGCAAAUUUGGAUAAGGGAUGGGAUGAGGGACAAAACUGCUUGUGUAGUUUGAAUGGGCCUCAGUGGUACUUCCAAUCUUUUAACUGUUCCUAAAUAAAAAUGUACAGAUACUUCUUAUCUGCUGA
Mastomys coucha (southern multimammate mouse) is the source of this 9697-nucleotide messenger RNA. RefSeq names its product zinc fingers and homeoboxes 3 (gene Zhx3). Gene Ontology annotation, biological process: regulation of transcription by RNA polymerase II. The record is from RefSeq and is a predicted model, not a curated record. The transcript is spliced from 7 exons. Gene Ontology annotation, molecular function: DNA binding; DNA-binding transcription factor activity, RNA polymerase II-specific. NCBI's taxonomy places the organism in Eukaryota, Metazoa, Chordata, Mammalia, Rodentia, Muridae. The coding region runs from base 996 to 3866 and encodes 956 amino acids. Gene Ontology annotation, cellular component: nucleus.